AUGAUGCAAUGGCAAGUCAACAGGCAGUUCAGGAAGGACCGUGAGGCUGCUAUUGCCAGAAUUUCAAACCCAUAUGUUGUGAUAGCUGGAGUACCAGGACAAGGAGAAAUCCAUGCUAGACAAAGAGAAGGAGCCUUCCCCGAUCAAGAACACGAAGCCUCAGUUCCUCUAGAGGGCCUUGCACCAAUUCAGGUACCCUAUAACUCGCUAGAACUUCCACCUAUUCCAAGACCUGUGGUCCCACGAGAUCAGCUAGUAGCACUUCUGCUUGAGCAACCAACUGUGUUGCCCUAG
Molecule: messenger RNA, 294 nt
Organism: Prunus armeniaca (apricot)
Lineage: Eukaryota; Viridiplantae; Streptophyta; Magnoliopsida; Rosales; Rosaceae
Source: the annotation of a GenBank genome assembly